GAACGCGCCGGGAGCGUCCCGGAGCCGGGAGCGCGCCCCGCGGAUGACAACAAAUUCGACGCGCGGCGGCGGUGGCGGAGUCCGCCUCGGUACCUGCCUCAGGCCCUGUCGCCUCCCCGCGUGUCCUCUUGCAUCCCCUCUCCGUGCCGAGUAGGAUCCUCCCGGAGGUCCCCCGGGCCCGGGACGACGGGGACGCCCCCGCGCCUGGUCUCCGCCGGGCCUAUUGCGAGCGACGCGGCACCAGCGAUGGGGUCGCCCUGAGGGACGCCCGGCGCCGAGCGGGCAUGGAGGGGCCGUCCCGGGCUUAGGCCCCGCCGCGGACCGGGGACGCCGGCCGGGACCCGAGGCGCGACCGCAGCGGCCUGGAGCCGGAGCCUGGGCCCCAGGGCAGGAGUCGCCGCCUGUAGACCCCGCGGGCCCCGCGGCCAGCCGUCAUCAUGCCUUGGCCGUUUUCGGAGUCCAUCAAGAAGAGGGCCUGUCGGUACCUCCUGCAGCGGUACCUGGGUCACUUCCUGCAGGAGAAGCUGAGCCUGGAGCAGCUCAGCCUGGACCUGUACCAGGGCACCGGCUCCCUCGCCCAAGUCCCCCUGGACAAAUGGUGUCUCAAUGAGAUCCUGGAGUCGGCAGAUGCACCUUUAGAAGUCACUGAAGGAUUCAUACAGUCAAUUUCUCUGUCAGUUCCAUGGGGCUCCUUGUUACAGGAUAAUUGUGCACUGGAAGUCAAAGGGCUAGAAAUGGUCUUCCGGCCUAGACCUCGCUUAGCAACUGGUUCUGAGCCUAUGUAUUGGUCAAGUUUCAUGACCAGCAGUAUGCAAUUGGCAAAAGAAUGUCUUAGCCAGAAAUUAACAGAUGAACAAGGAGAAGGAACCCAGCCUUUUGAAGGACUUGAAAAGUUUGCUGAAACCAUUGAAACAGUACUGAGAAGAGUAAAAGUCACUUUUAUAGACACUGUCUUGAGAAUUGAACAUGUGCCAGAAAAUUCCAAAACUGGAACUGCACUUGAAAUUCGAAUAGAAAGUGAGGAAACUGAGCCAAAGCUGUCACCUAGCUGGAAUCCCAAAAUUGUCUAUGAGCCACACCCACAAUUAACUAGAAAUUUGCCAGAGAUGGCUCCCUCUGACCCCGUGCAGAUUGGAGGGCUGAGCGGUAGGUUGGAGUUGAGUCUCACACUGAAACAGAACGAAGUACUCCCUGGAGCUAAGCUGGAUAUUGAUGGACAGAUAGACUCUAUUCACCUAUUCCUGUCACCAAGGCAGGUGCACUUGCUUUUGGACAUGUUAGCCGCUGUCGCCGGACCAGAAAAUUCCGGCAAAAUAGGCUUAGGUAGUAAAGACAGGAAAAACCGCCCUAUGCAGCAGGAAGACGAAUAUCGAAUUCAGAUGGAAUUGAACCGGUAUUAUUUGAGGAAGGAUUCCCUCUCCGCGGGUGUAUCUUCAGAGCAAAGCUUUUACGAGACAGAAUCUGCUCGCACACCUUCCAGCCGUGAAGAAGAAGUUUUCUUCUCCAUGGCCGACAUGGACAUGUCCCAUAGUCUCUCUUCUCUUCCACCCCUUGGAGAUCCUCCAAAUAUGGACCUCGAGUUAUCGUUAACUAGUACGUACACAGACACUCCGGCAGGAUCUCCAUUAAGUGCUACUGUGCUUCAGCCCACGUGGGGAGAUUUCCUUGAUCAUCACAAAGAGCAGCCAGUGAGGGGGUCAGCACCCCCAUCCGCCCUGGGUCCCCCUCCCGCUUUACAGAAAACGUCUCUCCCAUCUAGAUCUGUUUCAGUGGAUGAGUCCAGGCCCGAACUUAUUUUCAGACUAGCCGUGGGAACCUUCUCGGUCUCCGUGCUUCACAUCGAUCCUUUGUCUCCACCCGAAACGUCAGUGAACCUUAAUCCGUUGACGCCUCUGGCGACAGCUUUCUUCACGUGCGUAGAAAAGAUUGACCCAGCAAGGUUUUCAACAGAUGAUUUGAAAUCUUUCCGAGCAGUUUUUGCAGAAGCUUGCAAACACGAUCACCUUAGAUUUAUAGGUACUGGCAUCAAAGUGUCCUAUGAACAAAGACAAAGAUCAGCUUCCCGAUAUUUUAGUACUGAUAUGUCCAUUGGGCAGAUGGAACUUUUGGAGUGCCUGUUUCCAACUGAUUAUCAUUCUGUUCCUCCUCACUACACAGAGCUUUUAAUGCUCCAUUCCAAAGAGCAAGCGGAUUCCCAUGCCCCUGUGUGUCUUCAGCUUCAUUAUAAGCACUCUGAGAAUAAGGGACCCCAGGGUAAUCAAGCGAGACUUAGUUCUGUUCCUCAGAAGGCAGAAUUACAAAUUAAGUUAAAUCCAGUGUUUUGUGAGCUGGAUAUCAGUAUUGUGGACAGAUUAAAUUCCUUGCUUCAACCACAGAAACUUACUACAGUGGAAAUGAUGGCGUCUCACAUGUAUACUUCAUACAAUAAACAUAUUAGUCUGCACAAGGCUUUCACUGAAGUAUUUCUGGAUGAUUCACAGAAUCCUGCAAACUGUCGGGUAUCAGUCCACGUUGCCACUCCGGCAUUAAACCUUUCUGUUCGCUUCCCAAUACCUGAUCUUCGCUCAGAUCAGGAAAGAGGACCGUGGUUCAAGAAGUCACUUCAGAAGGAGAUCCUUCACUUAGCAUUCACAGAUCUAGAAUUUAAGACGGAAUUUAUAGGAGGAUCAACCCCUGAACAGAUUAAAUUGGAACUUACCUUUAGAGAACUAGUUGGGUCCUUCCAGGAAGAUAAAGGAGAACCAUCUAUGAAGUGUUUCCAUGUGUCUAGUGGAGUGGAUGGAGACACAGCAUCGUCAGAUGACUUUGAUUGGCCGCGAAUUGUACUGAAAAUAAACCCGCCAGCCAUGCAUUCCAUUCUGGAGAGAAUAGCGGCUGAGGAAGAAGAGGGUGAGGGCCGCUACCAGGAAGAGGAGGAAGGAGGCGCUCAUUCCCUGAAGGACGUGUGUGACCUGCGGAGGCCCGCCCCCUCGCCCUUCUCUUCCCGCAGAGUCAUGUUUGAAAACGAGCAGAUGGUGAUGCCGGGAGACCCCGUGGAAAUGACAGAGUUCCAGGACAAAGCAAUCAGCAACUCCCACUAUGUGCUGGAGCUUAUGCUGCCCAGCAUUCAUGUAACACUACCUAAUAAGGGUUUUUAUGAGAAGCUGUAUAAUAGGAUCUUUAAUGACUUGCUGCUUUGGGAACCAACCGCUCCUUCACCAGUCGGGACAUUUGAGAAUAUCUCAUAUGGUAUUGGUCUUUCCGUAGCCAGCCAACUGAUUAAUACCUUCAACAAAGAUAGUUUUAGCCAAUUUAAAUCUACAGUGCACUAUGAUGAGGAAAGUGGGUCUGAGGAGGAGACCUUGCAGUACUUUUCUACUGUUGACCCCAACUACCGUUCCCGUAGGAAAAAAAAACUCGACUUUCAGAACAAGAACGCACAAAGUUUCCUCUCUGUUCUUCUGAGUGUUAAUCAUGGAUUAAUGGCCGUGUUUACAGAAGUAAAGCAAGAUAAUGGAGAUCUGUUGGAAAAUAAGCAUGGUGAAUUCUGGUUAGAGUUCAACAGCGGCUCCUUGUUUUGUGUGACAAAGUAUGAAGGCUUUGAUGACAAGCACUACAUCUGCCUUCAUUCGAACAGUUUCAGUCUAUACCACAAAGGCGUGGUGGACGGAGCGAUUCUCCCUGCAGAAACACGACUGCCCAGUCCAACCCGCCCCCAUUGGUUGGAACCUACUAUUUAUUCCUCCGAAGAAGAUGGCGUCAGUAGAGCUGCGUCAGACGGUGGUGGAGGAGACCCUGUGAAUAUGCUCUCUGUCGCAGUGAAAAUACUGUCUGAUAAGUCGGAGUCCACCAAGGAGUUUCUCAUUGCUGUGGGACUGAGAGACGCCACCCUCCGGCACCGGAUGCUUCCGUCUGGGCUCAGCUGGCACGAGCAGAUUUUAUACUUCUUGAAUAUUGCUGAUGAGCCCGUCCUGGGAUAUAAUCCUCCCACUUCAUUUACAACUUUUCACGUUCAUCUCUGGAGCUGUGCACUUGACUAUAGGCCUCUUUAUUUGCCCAUCCGGUCUGUCCUCACUGUGGAAACGUUCAGUGUGUCGAGCAGCGUGGCCUUGGACAAAUCGUCAUCCACUCUCAGAAUAAUCAUGGACGAAGCUGCUUUGCAUCUGUCCGACAAGUGUAACACUGUUACUGUAAAUUUGAAUAGAGAUUAUGUUCGUGUCAUGGAUAUGGGGCUUUUGGAACUAACCAUCACUGCGGUGAAAUCUGAUUCUGAUGGAGAGCAAAGCGAGCCACGCUUUGAGCUGCACUGUUCCAGUGACGUCGUCCAUAUCAGAACAUGCUCGGACUCCUGUGCUGCGUUAAUGAACCUCAUUCAGUACAUCGCAAGCUACGGGGACUUACGUGCAGCUGCCAAGGCGGAACCGGAGCCUGGAGCCCCUGAGAGAGAGAUGCAGGUAGAUUCCAGUGGUCGCUCAUCCUCACGGGGCCCGGUGCUUCCUGAAGCAGAUCAGCAGAUGCUGCGGGAUUUGAUGAGCGAUGCCAUGGAGGAGCCUGACCUGCAGCAGGCCGCCGCGUCCGCACACGCGCAGUCGAAUGGUGUUUUGAAUGAAAAAUGUCAUCUUCAGGAGCCAUGUUGUUCAGACCUCUUCCUGUUUCCAGACGAGAGUGGGAACGUGUCCCAGGAGCCUGGCCCUGCGCACACCUCGCUCACGCACCACUUGAUCAGUGACGUGAUGACCGGUGCGCCCGCUGAGAAUGACGACUUUUGCAUCCUUUUUGCACCGAGAGCGACCGUUCAGGAGAAGGAAGAGGAACCAAUUGUAAAAAUGAUGGUGGACGAUGCGAUCGUGAUAAGAGAGAAUUACUUUAGUCAGCCCGCUCAGAAGACAGACACCAGCAAAGCCCCUCUGCACUUCCCCGUCCCUGUGGUCCGGUACGUCGUUAAGGAAGUCUCUCUUGUUUGGCAUCUGUAUGGAGGCAAGGAUUUUGGAACAGUCCCUCCUACUUCUCCAGCUAAAAGUUACAUCAGCCCUCACAGCUCGCCUUCUCACACACCCACGAGGCACGGACGCAACCUGGUGUGUGGGGGGAAGGGAAGGAACCAUGACUUUCUAAUGGAAAUACAGUUAAGCAAGGUGAAGUUCCAGCACGAGGUCUACCCCCCCUGCCCGCCGGCGUGCGACCCCAGCCUCGCGGAGCACCCGGUGUCCCGCCAGGUGCUCACCGUGCAGGACCUCGAGAUCCGGGACCGCCUGGCGACGUCGCAGAUGAACAAGUUUCUGUACCUGUACUGCAGCAGGGAGAUGCCCCGGAAGGCCCGCUCCAGCAUGCUGACGGUGAAGGCGCUACACGUGCGCCCGGAGGCGGGCAGGUCGCCCCAGGAGUGCUGCCUCCGCGUGUCGCUGAUGCCCCUGCGCCUCAACGUGGACCAGGACGCCUUGUUCUUCCUGAAGGAUUUCUUCACCAGUCUUUCUACAGAAGUAGAGCUUCUGAUGGCUCCAGAUCCAGAAGUCAGAAAGUCUCCCGGAGCGGACGUCCCCAGCGGUUUGCCCAGGCACGUCAGCGCCUCGAAGGAGCCCAACCUCGUUCUUUCCUUCCCCGGGCCGAAGCAGCCUCCGCAGGACGGCAGGGCCAGCCCGGGGGCAGCGGCCGCCAGGGAGGGACAGAAGGACUUCUCGGCCGAGGAGGCACCAUUUAGUGAUCAGCCGGUGUUUUUUAGAGAAUUUAGAUUCACAUCAGAAGUUCCUAUUCGACUUGAUUAUCACGGCAAACACGUGUCAAUGGAUCAGGGCACGCUGGCUGGGCUCCUGAUCGGGCUGGCGCAGUUGAACUGCUCGGAACUGAAGCUGAAGCGGCUCUUCUACCGGCACGGCUUGCUGGGCGUGGACAGGCUGUUCUCGUACGCCGUCGCCGAGUGGCUCACGGACAUUAAGAAGAACCAGCUGCCGGGGCUCCUGGGAGGCGUCGGGCCCCUGCACUCGCUUGUGCAGCUGGUGCAAGGCCUGAAGGACCUGGUCUGGCUGCCCAUAGAGCAGUACCGGAAGGACGGGCGCCUGGUCCGCGGGUUCCAGAGGGGCGCCGCCUCCUUCGGCACCUCCACGGCGAUGGCUGCGCUCGAACUCACGAACAGAAUGGUUCAGACUAUACAGGCAGCAGCAGAGACUGCUUAUGACAUGGUGUCUCCUGGGGCCCUUUCUAUCGAGCCCAAGAAGACCAAAAGGUUUCCUCACCACCGCCUCGCCCACCAGCCAGUGGACCUGCGGGAAGGUGUGGCCAAAGCCUACAGUGUUGUCAAAGAGGGACUCACAGACACAGCUCAGACCAUUUACGAGACCGCGGCCCGGGAACACGAGAGCAGAGGCGUCACGGGCGCCGUGGGCGAGGUCCUGCGCCAGAUCCCCCCCGCGGUGGUGAAGCCGCUCAUCGUCGCCACGGAAGCGACCUCCAACGUGUUGGGCGGCAUGAGGAACCAGAUCAGACCCGACGUCCGGCAGGACGAGUCCCAGAAAUGGCGCCGCGGGGAAGACUGACCCCCUACGCGACCCUCGGGCCGGUGAUGCGGGGGAAGUGAGCGUGGCGCCCGCCGGCAGCUUCGGGGGCUCCUCGCGUGCAUUGUGCUCAUCUCAGGAACAAAAGCGCUUCUUAGCUAAAUAAUUUAAUAUAAAAAGAACACUCAACCAAAAACUUGUGACAUUUUAGGGCUAGUUUGGUACUUGCCUGUAGCAGUGUUUGGUGGCUGGUGUCAGGAGUCCUCCGGCACUCGCCGCCAGCUGUGCAGAAUGCUUGCUUUUAGGGACACGGCUAGAACUCUGCUGGCGGGAGACGAGAGGCUGGGAGCCUCCGGUCACGGCACCGAGUGCCCCGAAACUUGGCGCUUUGAGAGCUCGCUUCUGUUGCCCCGAGGAGUUGAUUUCCCUCGAGGCUUAAAAAGAAUCACAGCUUCGAGACUUUCCUUGAGAAUGAGAGCCCGAAGCCACAGGGAAAUGCGAAGCGAAUCGAUUUGCAUACAGGUAUCCCUGGGGAGUAGCUAACCUCGUCUGUCGGAGGCCGUGUCGUGCACCGAGAUCGGGAUUUCCGUCUCCCCAGGAAACCUCUCUGUGGGAGUUUGAGGACGUGAAUGUGCAGACGUGUUCUGUUGUGUUGCACUUUAUCCUCCGUGUGCGUGUGUGCGCGUGUAGAUUAGUACCAGUCAUGUGAUACGUUCGUUACGUAAUUUCCAGAUCUUCACAAAAUACAAAGAGGAGUGAGACUAAAUGUUUUUGGCAAAAGAAGCUAAUAAGUGUAACGACUUCCAUUUAAGUGUAAGUGACGAUGUGCAUUCUGUAACGAACUGGGGCCCAUACGACUGUUUGUAUGUCCAGUUUCAAGCAGGUGUGGAGCAGGCUGGGUGGGAACGUGCGGACAGGGAGACUGGGAAUGACCACCUUUACUCUCGUGAAAGUAACCAAAAAUCCUCCAGAUACGCCCUAGUCAGCGAUUUCGAAGUACCGUUUUUACUGGGUUAACAAUGUAUGUUUUGAUAACCUGUCAGGAAUGAAUAAAGUAUUUUUAUUUAAAGGUAAAA
Messenger RNA from Suricata suricatta (meerkat), 7543 nucleotides. RefSeq names its product autophagy related 2B (gene ATG2B). Gene Ontology annotation, molecular function: phosphatidylinositol-3-phosphate binding. Bases 438 to 6509 code for a protein of 2023 amino acids. The transcript has 42 exons. Gene Ontology annotation, cellular component: extrinsic component of membrane; phagophore assembly site. Gene Ontology annotation, biological process: piecemeal microautophagy of the nucleus; reticulophagy; autophagy of mitochondrion. NCBI's taxonomy places the organism in Eukaryota, Metazoa, Chordata, Mammalia, Carnivora, Herpestidae. The record is from RefSeq and is a predicted model, not a curated record.